AAAAAAGGUAAUCACAAAUCAAUGCUGGUUAUAAAAAAAUAAAAAAUAAUUAAACUGUAUUCUACUUUGUAUCAAAAAUAAUGUUUCCAAAAGUUGAAGAAUCAGAGCUAAUAAAGAACGAGUUUAGCAGAUUGAAAGGAAUUUGUUAUCUGGACCACACGGGUUCAGCACUGUACGCUGACAGUCAAAUAAACAACGUGAUGAAAGAUCUGAAAACACACUUGUACGGAAAUCCUCAUUCGACCGGUGAUCCGUCGGCAGCUUGUGAAAAACUCAUAAAUAAUAUUCGAUUUAAGAUCCUUGAACACUUUAAUACAAGACCCGAAAAGUACACCGUAAUUUUCACUUCGGGUGCCACAGGAGCUUUGAAGACCGUAGCCGAAUGUUUUGAGUGGGAUGAAGACGACGACGACACUGAACCAAAAAACGCAAUAAGUGAGAAUGAUGCAAUUUACCGGUCUCGGGGAGGUACCUUUGCGUACACGCAAGACAAUCACACUUCAGUGUUGGGCAUGAGAGAGUUGAUGCCGACGGAAAAUCUACUGUGUCUUACUCGAGACGAAGCUCACGAGGCUUUGGACAAUAUGCCGUCUGCGGACAGUUUUCGUUCGACGAGUUCUAGAAAUUCGUUGUUCGCUUAUCCCGCUCAAUCCAAUUUUUCCGGUACGAAGUAUCCUUUGAAAUGGAUCGAAACGUGCCGGAAUGGAGCGCUUGACCUGUACACUGGAAAUCGCGUCAAGUCCAGAUGGUACACUGUUCUAGACGCUUCCGCUUACGUGCCCUGUAACCAUCUGGACUUGGGAAAAUACAAGCCCGACUUCAUAGCUGUGUCGUUUUACAAAAUGUUCGGUUAUCCAACCGGUCUAGGGGCGCUGUUGGUCCGUAAUAAAACAGGAGUGGCGGUACUCCGCAGGAAAAAAUAUUUUGGCGGCGGUACGGUUGAAGUAGUCCUUGCACGAAAUCGACAUCACGUGUUUAAAAAAAAAUUCCAUGAGAAGUUCGAAGACGGUACGGUCGACUUCUUGUCAGUAGUGGCCGUUGGCCACGGACUUGACACUUUGCGCGCGCUGGCCGGUCCUAUGCGAGCGGUGGCCUGCCGGACAUUCGGGCUGGCCGCGUACCUGUACGACCAGAUGUCCGGGGCGCGGCACGGAAAUGGAUCGCCGGUGUUCCGGAUGUACGCGGACACGGAGUACCGGUGCGAGAGCACGCAGGGCGGCGUCGUGAACUUCAACGUGCUCAGAGCCAACGGCCAAUACGUCGGCUACAACGAGGUGAAAAACUUAGCCAAUAACUACGGUAUAGUACUCCGAGUAGGUUGUUUUUGCAACCCCGGGGCGUGUCAAGCGCAUUUGGGCCAUACAGACCAGGAGUUGAGACGAAACCAAGAGGUGAUAGGUCACGUUUGCGGCGAUCACAUUGAUCUUAUUGACAACCGGCCGACAGGAUCUGUUCGGGUCUCGUUUGGAUAUUCGUCUAGCGAAUCAGACGCAGAUACACUUUACAAUACACUCGUCGAACAAUUUUGGCAAAACAAUUCAAUGGCACCCAUCGACCGACCACAGAUCUCAAUUGAAGAGUACAAUAAAAUGGAUUUGCGCGUAUCGAGGAUUUUCGUUUAUCCGAUCAAGUCUUGCGGGGCAUACGAAACGGACGAAUGGGAAUUGGAACCAUACGGGUUUAAAUACGACCGAAGCUGGGCGGUGGUCAGUAGCUCGGGAGUGUGUAUGACACAAAUGGAAGAGCCAAAACUCUGUCUGGUGAAACCUUAUUUCGAUUUAAAAAGCGGAACCAUGACACUCGUGUACGCAGAAAACAAAGAUGAAGUUCCGAUGGUAGUUUCUCUGGAGACGAAACAAACCGACGCUAAGAAAAAGGAAGGCAAAAUAUGUUGGGGUGGGUCCUUGGAAGGAAUCGACUGUGGUGACGAAGUAGCCGAAUGGCUAAGUUGGAACCUCGACCGGCCCGGGUUGAGACUCAUAAGGUGCACUGUCCGCCAUACGGCACCAAAACAGUAUGGAAGGAUAGAUUCAAAGGUAAUGGGUAAUAACGCAUGCCAGUAUCUGUUGUUCACACAACCGACGAUCAAAUGGUUACAGCAAGAAAUGGAAAACGAUAUAACGGAAAUAGAUGAAGAUAACUUACUAUUUCGAUUUCGAGGUAACUUAUUGAUUUCUGGCAACGAUCUGCCAGCCCAUGCUGAAUUAUCUUGGGGAGAAUUGGACAUCGGUGGUAUCAAACUUAAAUACGAUUCGCCUUGCGAAAGGUGCAAAAUGGUGAAUAUCGAUCAGGACACAUCGGAGAGCAUUUAUAAACCACUGUCCAUAUUAGGCCAAAACAAGUUUGAAAAUAAAAACGUUUUCGGAAUCUAUUUGAAUCGAGAAGAUACGCAAAAAUGUAAAAUGCGAGUUGGACAACAGUGCAUGGUCAUCAAAAAAAAUAUAUGAUUUGUUAGGAUAAGUAAACUUACAAUGUUAUUAUGAUUUAUUAUUUAUGCGUAGGUACACGUCUAAUAAAAUUAACUUAUAAGACGACAAUCGCGUACCUACCUAAAUCAUUAUAAGGGAAUAAAAGCAUUGUUUUUUAUGAAUAUAAUAAUUCAUUAUUAUAAUUAUUGUGAGCCUCGGAACAUAAAGAUAUCAGGAUUUUUAAGUACCUUAAUUAUAUUUAAUUUCGAGCACACGCGAAUUGACCGAAUCUAUUUUCUUCCACUUAAAAAUUAAGAAUAAUAAAAUUAAUAUACUUUUAUGUCAUGUUAUAAUAACUAAAUAUAUAUUACCAAUGAAUUAUUAACAA
This is a messenger RNA of Aphis gossypii (cotton aphid), 2796 nucleotides long. RefSeq names its product molybdenum cofactor sulfurase 3 (gene mal). The coding region runs from base 81 to 2447 and encodes 788 amino acids. Lineage: Eukaryota; Metazoa; Arthropoda; Insecta; Hemiptera; Aphididae. Gene Ontology annotation, biological process: Mo-molybdopterin cofactor biosynthetic process. The transcript has 13 exons. The record is from RefSeq and is a predicted model, not a curated record. Gene Ontology annotation, molecular function: pyridoxal phosphate binding; molybdenum cofactor sulfurtransferase activity; molybdenum ion binding.